Patella vulgata (common limpet) is the source of this 2072-nucleotide messenger RNA. Its product is annotated as cubilin-like. Lineage: Eukaryota; Metazoa; Mollusca; Gastropoda; Patellidae. Gene Ontology annotation, molecular function: calcium ion binding. The record is from RefSeq and is a predicted model, not a curated record. The transcript has 17 exons. Bases 18 to 2072 code for a protein of 684 amino acids.
GGCGUCAAACCAUAGAGAUGGGGUCGACACGCUGGAAGACUCCUUGCCUUUACCUUUUUAUAUUAUUUUCUAUAUUUUCACCAACAUCACAAAAUUCACGACAAAAACGAGAAAUCAUACCGGAUCAACCCCGGAUUAUAACCCAGAACGGCCAUCUUGUCUUUCAAACUGGCACCAACCAUGACAUCACAUUUAAAUCUAUAAAUGGCGGCAAAAUAAAAUUUGGUGACAGUGACGUCACAAACCUUGCUGACGCGGUGACUAAAAAUAAAAAUGACAUUGAUCAGUUAAAGAAUGCUCCCACACAUAUUCCUGACAAUGUCGGACAGCGUUUAACAGAAUUAACUAAUAGACUGGAUAAUCUGCAACCAACUGGAACUGUUGCUACUCAAUUAACCAGUCUUAGAAAUGAUCUGACUACAUAUCAAAAUGCAGUACCAACGACCGUUAACACAAGAUUAUCAGCUGUUGAGAAUAGUCUGAAUCUACCAACAGGUGCCAUUAAAUCACAACUUAAUACAAUAACUAGCAGAAUCUCAGCAGUAGAAAGACGGACUCGAAGGAGAGGACCAGGGAGAUCAUCAUCGAGAAUAAUACGCAGAUUAACAUCUCGGGUUAACACUUUAAGAACUACUGUUAACCAACUACAAGCGUUAUUAACCAAUAAUGAAUGUAAUAGUAACCCGUGUCGUAAUGGAGGUACAUGCCUGGAUCUGUUUAAUGGUUUUAUUUGUAAAUGUCCCAACGCUUGGCAGGGUAAUAACUGUGAAACAGAUGUUAACGAGUGUUCUAUUUAUGCGGGAACAGAUAUGGGAUGUCAGAACGGUGCAACUUGUACAAAUACCCCUGGAAGUUUCAGUUGUCAUUGUGCCGCUAACUGGCAUGGAAUACGCUGUACGGAGUCUCACGAUGAUUGUACGGGAGCCUCACAGUCAGAACUAUGUGGACAUGGAACUUGUGUUAAUGUUGCAAGGGUUCUGUCCAAUCAGCCUAAAUAUAAAUGUAUCUGUGACGAUGGUUGGACGAAGAGUACGUCAUCUCCUGCUUGUACUGUGGAUAUUGAUGAAUGUUCAGGUCAGGCUGCAUCAUGUUCACGAGAUCCUCCAGUACAGUGUAUAAAUAUCCCUGGUAGUUUUCGUUGUGGUGUAUGUCCUACAGGUUAUACGGGAAAUGGUUUUACGUGUCAGGAUAUCAACGAAUGUUUGACUGGUAAUGGCGGCUGUUCACAAGCUCCUCGAGUCGAAUGUAUUAAUACACGAGGUUCUAGAAGAUGUGGUGCCUGUCCAUCAGGUUACCAAGGUAACGGAGUUACAUGUAACUGGGUUGGAGUUUGUAACGUAAAUAAUGGUGGAUGUUACAGUCAAGCCACGUGUCGAGAAUCUCCAGGUAUAGCAGGUAGAACGUGUACGUGCCCAGCAGGGUAUGCUGGUAAUGGUGUAGGUAAUACGGGCUGUAUCAGACAAACACCAACAGUUGGACCAUGUGCUACCAAUCCAUGUCAACAUGGCGGAGCCUGUCAGUUGUCUGGCACUGCGUAUAUCUGUAUAUGUAAUGCUGGAUAUACUGGACGGAACUGUGAAUCCGACGUGAAUGAAUGUUUAAGUAAUCCAUGUCAGAAUGGUGGAACAUGUGUCAACAGUCUCGGUAGUUUCAGCUGCCAGUGUUCAUCAGAUUAUACUGGACCUACCUGUCAACAAACACAGCAGAGUUGUGGUGGAACAUUACGUGGAGAGACUGGAUCAUUGAGCUAUCCACGAACAACAGGUGCAAAUUAUCCUCAUGCGGUUUCUUGCGCCUGGGUUAUAGAGACUACAGCUGGAAAGGUGCUGACCUUGACCUUUACUCGGUUUGACCUUGAAGCUCAUCAGAGCUGUAGCUAUGACUACCUGCAGAUACAUGAUGGCGGUUCUGCUUCAACUCAUAUGAUUGGUAAAUAUUGUGGUACAGCUCUGCCCAAUGGUGGUUCUUUAAACAGUACACAUAAUCAACUCUAUCUUUGGUUUUAUUCUGAUGCUUCCGUGGCUGGAAACGGCUUCACCGUUAGCUGGACGUCUGGCGAUCCCAGUGAGUAA